Molecule: messenger RNA, 2445 nt
Organism: Procambarus clarkii (red swamp crayfish)
Lineage: Eukaryota; Metazoa; Arthropoda; Malacostraca; Decapoda; Cambaridae
Product: beta,beta-carotene 15,15'-dioxygenase
Biological process (GO): retinal metabolic process; carotene catabolic process
Molecular function (GO): carotenoid dioxygenase activity; beta-carotene 15,15'-dioxygenase activity
Source: RefSeq, a predicted model, not a curated record
GUGUGGUCAGUUCGCCGCCAGCCGUCAGCACAACCACACGUGCUGGGCCCCGCUCCCGUGGUCAGCUCCUCACCUCUCGCUCCUCCUCCCCUAGACUUCAGCACCCGCGUUGUUCUGCUUCUGCGCACCGAUUGAAGCUUAAAAUAGCCGAGAUUUUUCGUUUUCCUGUGGAAGACGUCUUUUGCUGUUAUUUGCAUCCUGUAAGGAAGAUUAACCAUCUUUCGACAGAUUUGCACUGUACGAUAAACGAGGUGUAGCAUCCCUUGUCUGUCGUCAGCCUCAUUCAGCGAAACUACAGAUCUAUCUCCCAGUGCGAGUCAACUUACCUCUCCAGGAGUGACAAGGUCAAGUCCCAGAGAGACUUCAGGGAAGAGAUGGAGCUGUUCGGCGAGCUGUUCAAUACCAUAGAGGAGCGGGUGGAGCCCCUACCAACCAAACUUAAGGGUCAGUGGCCAGCUUGGCUACGAGGCAGCUUCCUCAGGGUGGGACCAGGCAAGUAUGACCUCGGGGACUUCACUCUCAACCACUGGCUCGACGGCAUGGCCAUCCUCCAUAAAUUCCAUAUUGAUGGUGGCAAGGUGUCGUUCCGUUCCAAGUACCUGCGGUCAGACGCCUACAAGAAGGCUUGCAUGGCUCAGCGUCCCGUCUUCACCGAGUUCGGUACCCACUGUUACCCCGAUCCCUGCAAGAACAUCUUCUCCAGAAUGUUCUCCCACUUCGAAAUGACAGACAACGCCUCCAACAACAUCUUGUGUGUUGAGGACCAGUUGUUCGUGUCUUCUGAGACCUGCUACAUCAGGAAGAUCGACCCCAACACACUGGAUACCAGGGACAAGGUGGAUCUGAACAAGGUGAUGGGUGUCAACUUUGCUUCUUCCCAUCCGUUGACUGACGACUCUGGGACCACCUACAACAUGGGCUGCUCCUUCAUGAGCGGACCCAAGUACAACAUCGUCAGGAUCCCGCCCUCUAAGGACAGCAAUCUCAGUGGGUCUGACCCGUGGAUUAAUGCUCGCACACUCACCACGGUCAGCUCGAGCUGGAAGGCGUCGUACGCGUACUACCACAGCUUCGGUAUGAGUGAGAACUACCUGGUGUUCCUGGAGCAGCCGCUGCUGGUCAGCACCCUCAAGCUGGCGACCUCCCAGCUCAAGAACCGAGCCCUCACAGACUGCUUCGACUGGCUCCCACAGGAGAGGGUGAAGUUCAUCGUGAUCCGCAAAUCGACGGGCGAGGUGGUGAAGGUGAAGUACAUCAGCGAGGAGGCCUUCUUCACCUUCCACCACGUCAACGCUUACGAGGUGGAGGGCCAGCUGGUGGUCGACCUGGUCGCCUACCCCAGCCCUGAGAUCAUCAAUAAACUCUACCUGAAGAAGGUCAGGAUGAACGAGUACAGCAGCGAAGACCCUCCCCAGUUGAAGAGGUUUAUUCUGCCCCUCGUCAGUGAUCUUCAGAGUGUAAAGGAAGGAGAGGAGCUGGUUCACGUGGCAGGGAACACGGCGUCGGCCAUCAAGGUGAAGAACAACCAAGACGGUGUUUACAUCAGUGUGACGGGAGUGGACGUGGGCGAGCCCGGGUUCGAGAUGCCGGUCAUCAACACGGCGCACACUGGCAAGCCGUACCGCUUCGUGUACGGCACCGGGGCCUACGAUCAGGGCUACUUCAAGAACUCGGUGUGCAAGAUGGAUGUGGAGAGCGGGCGCAGCUGGGUGUGGCGCGGCAACGAGCACCAGUACUUGUCCGAGCCCUCCUUCAUCCCCGCCCCGGACGCGAUCGACGAGGACGACGGCGUGAUCCUCUGUUCUGUCGCCGACGUCCGCAAGGGCAGCCCGGACUUCCUGCUGGUGGUGGACGCCCGCACCAUGAAGGAGCUAGGACGCGCUGAGGUGGACGCUCGCAUCCCUACCAGCUUACACGGAGUCUUCCUGCCAGAGAGGCACUGAUAGGAGUGACAGGGUUGUGAGGUGGAGUUGUGAGGGUUGAAGUUGGGGUUGUUGUUGAUGUUAUGAGGUCACAGUGCCGCAGGAGCACAGUGCCUUCAUGAUGCCCUAACACCAAAGUAUUGCUUUAGUCAUAGUGCCUUGAGGUCACAGUGCCGUGAGAGCAUCACUGCCUGUGACAGUCAUUUGCUGUGAUUCUUAGUGUAAUGGUGGCUGAAUUGUUAUUUGUUAUUUGUUAUGAGUCAGUGUGUGACGACUCUGGCUUGCCUAGACUCCUUCAAGUUAUGCACAUGUGCUUCCUGUCCACAUUACUGCUGAUAUACACUCGUCUUUCUCACACUCUCUUGAGUUCACUGCACUCUUGUAUUUCCUCAAAUUUCUUAGAAAUUAAACUACUUCAAUCUUCGUCAUUACACUGGCUGAAGCCUCGUUCCUGUGCAACAAAGGAGUUACACUUAGCAAAUUAAUUAUAUAUUCCUCAUUAUAUAUAUAUAUAUAUAUAUAU